Didymodactylos carnosus is the source of this 3501-nucleotide messenger RNA. The record is from the annotation of a GenBank genome assembly. Lineage: Eukaryota; Metazoa; Rotifera; Eurotatoria; Philodinida; Philodinidae.
AUGGAACAGACUAAUCCUAAGGAGAUUGCCAGCUGCGUGAAAGCAGCUGUGCGUGUUCGGCCUUUGUCGAUUAAUGAAAAGCAAGAUCUAUGCCAAACAUGUGUCGAAGGUCAACGUUCGACAAAUGAAAUUAUUUUGGCAAAUAGUACCGCAUUUACAUUCGAUUAUGUAUUUUUACCUGAAACUAAUCAAGAUGAUUUGUACAAAGAAUGCGUGCAUGACAUGAUUGAGGGAUGUUUUCAGGGGUACAGUGCGUCGAUAUUAGCUUAUGGUCAAACGGGUAGUGGAAAAACAUUUACAAUGGGCAGUGGUAUUGAAUAUAUGGAUCACAUGAAAGAAGGCAUUAUUCCAAGAGCAAUUGUUCAUAUAUUUCAACGUUGUGCCAGUUAUGAGCGUCAAGCAGAAGAACAAGGUAUAUCAUUAGCAAAAUGUGUUGUUUCGUGUCAAUUUAUCGAAAUCUACAAUGAACAAAUAUUCGAUCUAUUCAAUAAAGAAAAUAUUGACUGUCGUACGCAAAAACAUGUUGAUAAACACGUUGUGUUUGAGAACACAAACGGUGAAAUAACAGUUAGCAAUAUUACAACAAGGUUUGUUACAUCGGCACAUGAGACAUUGGAAUGUUUAAAAGAAGGAGCAUUGAGUCGAACAACAGCUGCUACCCGUAUGAAUAAUGUUUCUAGCCGUUCGCAUGCUAUAUUUACAGUAACGCUACAAUUUGAUCGUGCUGUUCAAUCCUCAAACUCAACAACAGUUUCGAACGAUAUUCGAGAGCAUAUACGGGCAAAGAUUCAUUUUGUUGAUUUAGCUGGUUCAGAAAGUUUGAAACGUACAGGUGCGACGGGUUUACGUGCAAAAGAAGGAAUCAGCAUUAACAGUGGUUUGUUGGUUCUCGGUAAUGUUAUCAGUGUUUUGGGUGAUCCGUUAAAAAAAGCAGCACAUGUUCCAUACCGUGAUUCGAAAUUAACUCGUCUUUUACAGGAUUCUUUAGGUGGUAACAGUCGUACUUUAAUGAUAGCAUGUAUUUCACCAGUUGAUCGUGAUUUUUCGGAAACAAAAAGUACGUUGAAUUAUGCGCAACGAGCAAGAAACAUUAGAAAUCGUGUCAAAGUCAAUCAGGAUAAACAUAGUCGACAAGUUGUUCAAUUACAAAUGGAAAUUGAACGAUUAAGAGCGGUUGUUGAAAAAUAUGAACGUCCGUGUCCGGAAUUCGAUUCAGCUAGUAAUAGUGCAUUGAGUAUUGAACUUGAUCGUAUUCGAUCGUAUGUAUAUACAAUACAACGCACAAUAGAAGAAACAAGUGCGGCAUCGUUAACGUUAAAACAAGAUCUAGAAUCGAUGCGUGAUCAUCGUCAGCAUGAUCAACAACCACAGAAAGAUGCCAAUGAAAAUGAACAUACAUUAUUGGAAGAACAAUUGUUUGAUUAUGACUACGCAUUGAAUCAAUGUUUAACGAAAAGCGAGGAAAUACAAUCUCGCCUAUCUCGAAUGAUUGAUGUGAGCAAUGUCCUCCGACGAAAAAGUCCAAUAUCUAAUCGACGACGAAGUCGUUUGUCAACAAGAUCAUUUUCAUGCGAUCAAUCAAUUACGAAUGAAAAUCAAACUCCGAAUGAUGAACUUCAACCGUGUAUUGAAGAUAUUCGUCUACAAAUUGAUCGUUUAAGACAAGAACAACAAUUAAUUCGCGAAAGUGGUUCUGCUAAGAAACGAUUGUGUUCAUCGACCAUACCCGGUUCUCCUCAAUCACCCACUGAUGCACACAUUCAACCUAUAAGAUACCCAUUAUUUACGAAUUCAUCCGAACCACCAUUAGAACUCAUACCAAUUGAAGAACAUGAACCGGCACCAGGAAGCGAAGACGAAGAAGAACAAAACGAUCAAGAGAAUGAAAAUGUUCAGAUGUCUGAUCAACAGGAACAAAAUGCCCAAGAAGAAAAAUUGGUUCUUAUAACAACGGAAAUUAAUCAAAAACAGCGUUGUCUAGAAGCAUUGGAAAAUGCACGAAAACGAAGUGAUGUUGUUCGUCUACGUUAUGAAGACAAAAUUAAAUUAUUACAAGAACGUAUUACACAUGCUGAAGAAGAUAAACAGUCAGCCGUGACAAAAUUAACAUCGUGUAGUCGUGAUACACAAAAUCUUGAAGAACUAAAACUAGCUCGCCGUGAUUAUGAAGAUAAAAUACGUCGUCUUGAAGUUGAAAAUAAUGAAUUAUCAGCAUUGCGUGCUCAAUACGCUGUUUGCAUUAAAGAUGGUGAUUAUUACAAACGUGAAUUAGCAAAACAUAACAAUGAAAUGAAAGAUUUGAGAAAAAUGAAAGUACAAUUAACACGUGAACUACGUCAAGAAUUUAAUCGUCACCGACAAGCAGAACAAGCUAGAGCACGCGAAAUAGCUACAUUAAAACGAACUCAAAUACAAAAGGAAAAUGAAAUUCGAACAUUACGUGCAGCACACAAACAAAAAGAAAUGAUAUUGAAGCGAAAACAAGAAGAAGUUCACCUGCUUCGUCGUCAAAUGCGUACUGCGCGAAUGAGAAAAACGACAAAUGAAAUGACUGCACAUUUUUCAUCAAUUCAACAAGGAAUUGCUAACGCUAUUCGUCGUCGAAAACUGAUUGCUGGUGUUAAUCGUGAUAUGAAAUCAUUAAUAGAGAAUCGUGAACGUAUAAGUCGAAAACGUGAACGUCAUCUUCAACGUUUAAGUUCCGCAAUUGUUGCAAACAACGACCAAAAGGCUGACGAUCAAGCGUGUAAAUUACGUGAAAAAAUUACAAAAUUAGAAAGUAAUAUUACGUAUCUGAAUUCUCAAAUUGUUUCGUGUCAACAAUGUUUAAUGGCUUAUGAUGAAGAAGAUACAAACGAAUUGCAAGGACCAGAUCCACAAUUGAUUGUCGAUUGUGUCACAGAUACAGAUGAAUUGCGUUAUUUAUUAACAAAAAUGAUUGAACAAACUGUUGAAAAAGGUUUUGAAGCCGAAGAAGCGAACGAAAUGAAAGAUGAAUUACAAACAGAAGUGAAUCAAUUUGAACGAACAAUACGUUUACAACAAGAAAUGAUUAUCGCAUUGCCAACAUCAGCGAAUACAACCACAACAAUAUCAACAGCAACAACACCAAAUGGUUUACCGUCCACACUAACAACCACAACAACAACAGCAGCUAAAAGACAAAAAGCUUAUCCUCCAUCUAAAACAAAACGAAAAAAAUCAAGUGAUAACAAUAUUGAAGAUGAUUGUGAUUCAAUUGAUGAAAUUAUUUUGCAGCCACAUUGGGAAGAUAAUGAAACAACGGAUGAGGAAACAGAAAUUGGUGGAGGGGUGGAUGAUAGCGAUGAUGAGGAUCGACCGCGUGGAAUUCUUCAGCCAAUAUCAGCUGUUGACUCACAACAACCGAAACAACAGCCAUUAUUAAAUAGUACUCCAGUCAGCAAUCACAAACAACAAUUAUUGCCAAUAAAUACCUAUAUAGUAAAGAAACCAAAUAGUAAUGUGGUACAAAUACAAUAA